Messenger RNA from Epinephelus fuscoguttatus (brown-marbled grouper), 7432 nucleotides. RefSeq names its product collagen, type IV, alpha 2 (gene col4a2). Gene Ontology annotation, cellular component: collagen trimer. The coding region runs from base 278 to 5311 and encodes 1677 amino acids. The record is from RefSeq and is a predicted model, not a curated record. Gene Ontology annotation, molecular function: extracellular matrix structural constituent. The transcript has 49 exons. NCBI's taxonomy places the organism in Eukaryota, Metazoa, Chordata, Actinopteri, Perciformes, Serranidae.
AUCUGAGGUUCUGAUCAAUGCAACUUGGUCUUGUUUCUCCUGCACCACACCCCCCUCCCCAAAACGACCACCCUCGCCCAUGCAAACGGGCUCAACCUUGCUGUUAGAAACACUUUGACUUUUCUCGCCCGGGUAUCCGCGCGCAUCCAGUGCCCCGUGAUAUCCACUUCCUUCACCUUACCGCUCAACGCAAGCCUGGGGUGACUGUGGGGUAGUCAUGCUGUAGAAGUGUCUCUACAAGUCAAACAGCGGAGUGGAACUGAAGUUUGCGGUGCGCAUGAGUCGGACCAUGCAAGGACAACACAACAGAGGACUGAAGGAUCUGAGGCUGCUGCUUCUGUUCCUCUCCAUUGCCAUCCUCGCCUCAGCAGUGCACGCGGGUGGGAAGAAGCACACCGGCCCCUGUGCAGGAAGAGACUGCAGCGGAGGCUGUAAAUGUUUCCCAGAGAAGGGUGCCAGGGGUCAUCCUGGGCCUCUUGGGCCUCAGGGCCCCCAAGGGCCUCCAGGGAAGCCAGGUGAUAUGGGCAUCGAGGGACCAAAGGGGCAGAAAGGUGACCGUGGCCGCAGUGGUUUCAUAGGUCCCAAAGGAAAUGUGGGAAUGACUGGCGUUCCUGGGUUUUCUGGAAACGAUGGCAUUCCUGGCCACCCAGGACAGGCUGGGCCCAGGGGGAAGCCAGGUGCUGACGGCUGCAACGGGACACAGGGAGAAUCAGGGUUACCAGGGCAACCCGGUGCAAACGGUGCACCAGGUUUUCCUGGACAAGCGGGCUGGAAGGGACAGAAGGGAGACCCUCUGGACGUCAUUGUGUACAUGCAGCGCUUCAGGGGAGAUCCAGGCACGCCAGGGGUCAACGGAAUAUUUGGGCCUCCAGGAACUCCAGGAUGGCAGGGUAACAGAGGCAUCCCAGGACCGAAGGGUCCCCCAGGGCCUCCAGGUCCCCGUGGACCAAAGGGCACGAUGACCAAAGUGCUUAAGGGACACAAAGGAGACCAAGGGGACAUCGGACCGCAAGGGCCACCAGGAAACUCUACUCAUCAGCAGAUUCUGCCCCCCUACGGACCCACAGGACCUCGUGGAGAGAAAGGUCUGAAAGGAGAAAUAGGAGAUCCGGGUUUUCUUGAGGGUGGCAAAGGAGAAGCAGGUGUGAUAGGAUUCCCUGGAAACCGGGGUGAACCUGGUGCAGAUGGACGUCCUGGACCGAAGGGGGAUUUCGGUGACCCAGGACCAAAAGGCAGAGAUGGUCCUAAGGGGGUCAGAGGUGAAGCGGGAGAACUGAUUUCAUCAGGAUCAUUGCCUUGGUCAGGUGGUCCUCCCGGUCCUCCUGGUGAGCAGGGUCCACAGGGAGAGAGGGGCCCGGUUGGAGACCAAGGCUUCCAAGGACCCCCAGGACAAUCCGCCUAUGACACACAGCAACAAGUGUGGGAUUUCUUCGGGCCAUUUGGUUUCAAGGGGGAGCCGGGAGAGAAGGGCCAGCCUGGGGAACCAGGACGCCCUGCUGACAUUGCAGGACCCCCAGGCACCAACGGGCGCCCAGGGUCUAUGGGGCCUCCAGGACCCAAGGGAACAUGGGCUGAGUUCUUUAAAGGGGCGCCUGGUGGGAGAGGAAGGCCCGGCAAUGCAGGCUAUAAAGGAAUAAAAGGUGACCAUGGACUGUGUGAAUGCACCAUCAUGCACUCUUUACCGGGGCUACCUGGCCCUGCUGGUAAGCAAGGUGAUGCUGGGAUGACCGGUGAGUUUGGUCAGGAGGGUGAUGAAGGAGACACAGGUCCCCGCGGAGUCGACGGAUUCCCUGGACCUCCUGGCAUCAGCGGUGCGCCAGGCCCAAAAGGUCGUAAAGGGGCAGCGAGAGCGGCCUCACAGAAAGGAUAUCCUGGAGACCAAGGUGAUCACGGACGAGAUGGUGGGUCAGGUGCGCCAGGUGCUCCUGGACGAAAUGGUUUGCCCGGUCCCCCUGGGAGCCGAGGUCUUCCAGGAGAAGGUCCCAGAGGAGAACCCGGAGACAAAGGUUACCCAGGUCAGCGUGGUCGUCCCGGUGAACCCGGGCUACGUGGAAUUGAUGGUGAAGUCCUUGGGGGCGUCAAGGGCCAGCGUGGUUUACCUGGUGACGACGGCCACGCAGGCUAUGAUGGAGUUCCAGGAACACCUGGCAGCCCAGGCGGCUGUAGUCCGACAGGAAGUGGAGGACAGGUGGAUGUAACAGGUCCUUGUGAUGCUGUACCAGGACCUCCUGGGCUGCCUGGAUCUCCAGGACCCCCUGGAUUGCCAGGUGUCCCAGGUCCUGCGGGCUUAAAGGGACCACAGGGUCCAUAUGGAGCAGUCGGAGAGAAAGGAGAAACAGGAGAUCAGGGGAUAGGCGGUCGUCCUGGACCACCAGGUUUUGCCGGCCCCCGUGGAGACUUGGGAUUUCCUGGCGCUAAAGGUUCAGUAGGAGGCCCUGGUGUUACUGGUCUGCCUGGCCGGCAUGGGCCGCAAGGUCAAAAAGGUUUUCAUGGAGAGAUCUUGGGAGCAUCGCCUGGACCCCCUGGUGACAUAGGGCUGCCUGGGCUUCAAGGGAAUAAAGGCCAGACUGGAGAUCCAGGCGAUCAAGGCUAUCCAGGGAUGCCGGGCAUGCCUGGUAUGAUCGGCUUCAAGGGUGAGAGUGGCCCUCUUGGCCUGCGAGGGGAGGAAGGAUGGCCUGGGCCAGCGGGCAAGUAUGGCUUCCCUGGUGAUCCUGGCCAAGCGGGACCACCUGGGCCUCGUGGUGGUAUUGGACAGCCAGGUUUAACUGGGGAGAGGGGAGUUGAAGGAGACCCAGGUCCUCCAGGUCCAAUAGGAUUAAAAGGUGUCCCAGGACUGUACGGUAGUGUUGGUCCCACUGGAGAUUACGGCCCAUCAGGUGAACCAGGACAGACAGGUGUAGAUGGACGUCCAGGACUUGGAGGAAUGAAGGGAUACAAAGGGUCUCCAGGCAUGUCAGGUUUUGAGGGGAACAGGGGUAAUCAAGGUGCAAAGGGCUUCAGCGGGUCUGGUGGAGAACCUGGACUGCCAGGCCAAGCUGGCCUAAAAGGAGUGACUGGUCGAAACGGAGAGAAAGGUGAUCGUGGUGAUAGAGGACUACCUGGGGAGAAGCCUUACAUACCCCACCACAUGAUUAUUGACAUGAAGGGAGCCAAGGGAGACUAUGGGAAUUAUGGAAAUCAAGGUUUCACCGGACCAAGAGGGAAUAAGGGUAUGCCUGGUGUGCCGGGCUUGGAGGGAAGACAUGGUCUUCCUGGAGACCCCAGCCCUGUGAAAGGUGUCCAUGGAGAUCCUGGUGCAGAGGGGCUUCAGGGAAUAAAAGGAAUGCCAGGCCUCACAGGAAAUCGAGGAAUUGCUGGUUUUGAGGGAAUGUCAGGCAACAGGGGAAUUAAAGGCAGUCCUGGUGCCUAUGGUGCAUCAGGAGACAAAGGAAGGAAGGGCCCCAAAGGUGAGGGAGGCCAACGCAUAGACCUUCCAGGAGCCACCGGAUUGAGAGGAGAGGAAGGUUUACCAGGAGAACCAGGCCUGAAAGGAUUCAUUGGCCCAACAGGAGAAAGGGGUACACCUGGUUUUGAUGGGAUUGAAGGGAGAAAGGGAGAGUCAGGUGAUCCAGGAAUAUCAGGAUUCACAGGCCCUGAUGGGCAGAAGGGGACACCCGGUACCCAGGGUCAAAAAGGCUUUCCUGGAUUUCCUGGAAAAGACGGACAUCCAGGUAUUCCUGGCUUCCCUGGAAACAAAGGUUUCCCCGGCCUGAAAGGUCUUUAUGGAUUACAUGGACUGAAAGGACAAAAGGGCAACACGGGAACACCAGGUUUCGAUGUCACUGGACCAGCUGGAGAGCCGGGACCUAAAGGACAGAGGGGAGAGGACGGUGACCCCAACAACCAGCCAGGUUUUCCUGGCACAGUCGGUUUGAAAGGCUUCCAGGGACCUGAAGGUGACCAUGGUCGACCUGGACCGCCUGGAUUCCGUGGCCCUGUAGGACCAAGUGGGACCCCUGACAAACCAGGAUUAAGUGGGGAUCCUGGCUUCACAGGGCCUAAAGGGAACCAAGGUUUCCCUGGACCCAGAGGAUUCCCUGGUGUGGAUGCCCUCCCUGGAGAAAAGGGUGUACCAGGAUUUAAUGGGUAUCCUGGAGUCGCUGGUAGGAAAGGAUUCAAUGGGGAUCAAGGUCCAUUCGGAUACAGGGGGCCAAACGGUGUUUCUGGGAAGAAAGGAGUGAAAGGAGAGCAAGGAGUGAUGGGAGUUCCUGGUGUUAUCGGUCUGAAGGGAGAAAGAGGGUCACCUGGUCCAAAAGGAAACACUGGACCUCCAGGUUUCCGAGGGUUCCCAGGAAGCCAGGGUCCUCUUCCAAUUCCCAUCAGCAUUCCAGGAGAGAGAGGCCCUGCAGGACCGCGGGGUAUCCAAGGACCAAAGGGGGUCAUAGGGGAACCAGGGCCACAGGGCCCCCCUGGUGCUCCAGGUUUCAUGGGACCCAUUGGGCACAAGGGCAUGCCUGGGAUUAGUGGUAGACCAGGAACGCCUGGAUUUCCUGGAGACCCUGGACAAAUGGGCCACCCUGGUCUGCAAGGCAUGGAAGGUCGCCGUGGCCACACUGGUAUCCCUGGGUUACCUGGUAUGCCGGGCCGCAGUGUCAGUGUGGGUUACCUGCUGGUGAAACACAGUCAGUCAGAGCAGACGCCCAUGUGUCCUGUGGGCAUGUCCAAACUGUGGGACGGCUACAGUCUGCUGUACUUCGAGGGCCAGGAAAAGGCCCACAACCAGGAUCUUGGUUUGGCGGGCUCCUGCCUCCCACGAUUCAGCACCAUGCCCUUCCUGUACUGCAACCCCGGAGACCUUUGUUACUACGCCAGCAGAAAUGACAAAUCCUACUGGCUGUCGACGACUGCUCCUCUUCCCAUGAUGCCUGUAGAAGAAGGAGAGAUCAAACCAUACAUCAGCCGCUGCUCUGUAUGCGAAGCUCCAUCAGUUGCCAUCGCAAUCCACAGCCAGGACAUUACCAUCCCACAGUGUCCUGUGGGCUGGCGCAGCCUGUGGAUUGGCUACUCCUUCAUCAUGCACACAGCGGCAGGAAAUGAAGGCGGAGGUCAGUCCUUGUCGUCGCCCGGCUCCUGCCUGGAGGACUUCCGCACAACACCAUUCAUCGAGUGUAACGGGGCCAAAGGCACAUGCCACUACUUUGCUAACAAGCACAGCUUCUGGCUCACCUCCAUAGAUCAGUCGUUCCACACUGAGCCGGCAGCAGAGACGCUCAAAGCAGGCCAGCUCCUGUCACGCAUCAGCCGCUGCCAGGUCUGCAUGAAGAACUUGUGAGAGACUGCGCAGCAACGCUGACACAAAGAAGUCAUUGCAGUGACAGUGGUCUAGUGUUGUCUCUCUAUCUAUGUUCUAAAUCAAAGGGGGAUCUGAAAUGCUGAUUUAGAUCAAAGUAAAGUUUUUCCCCGAGCCACUGAGCUCAGAUAUGCAAUGACUGUGCAAUGCCUUGAGCUUUGAGUGAAAUGUCCCUCUGUAGAUAAAACAGGAGAAGCCCCAUAAUGAAGUCAAUAGCAUUCUGGGAAAACAAGUAUUUUUAUGUGUUAAAUGUUCAUUGGUGCUUUUAACUUAUUACCUCAGCUAUUAUGACACAAUGAGCCUGUUUACACCAAAUAUUCACAUGCGUCUGAGGUGGUCGGAUCUCAAGUGGACAGCUCUGUCUGUUCACAUCUGGCAUGAGCAUGUGUCUCCAGUGAUGGGGUUAACAGUUAGCAUCACAUGGCUAACAUUACUUAACGGUUAUUAACUAGUUUGAAGACACAGUCGAGCCAUUUUUGUGUCGGUAUGAGUUUGUUGGGACCGUUAAGGCUCAUUUAUACUCCUUUAUGUCCAAAAAUAGAUUUGUCUAUUUCAGAGUCAAAAGUUUCAGACAAAACAAACGAGGCGACGGUGGAGGAGGUCGUAAUAAUGUACCUUUUAACGAAGGCAGCGCUGUAGAUGGCGGUGGUCUGUGAGGCCAUUAAAUACAUUGUGAUAUGUAGAUGGAGAACUCUUUCACUAUACGUUCCGUUUUUUAAAAUGUCUUCAACAUCUCCUUCGGCUGUAUCUCGCUUGAACUACGCUACACUGCCCCCAUGAUCUCUGGUGUUACUGCUCUGAAAGCUCCGUCCAUCUCCAUAUAUAUAUAUAUAGCUAAAGAUAAGCAUAAAGUAAAGAUCAAGACAGCACUCCAAUUUAAUUGGACUCAAAUUUAAUUAGAGUACCAUCUGUCCUGAUCUUUACUUUGUUACUUACAUUAAGGAUUCAACACCCAGUCUUAAAGGUUUAAUUGUGAGUGAGCACGGCGUCUUAUUUUUCUAAAGUUGAGCAUUAAUGAGCCUUUAUACAGCCGCUGCUGCUGUUAACUCAUGCUAACCAGGCAAAUGUUUAACUGACAGUUUGCAGGGAGUAGAGCAGCUCCAGAGACAGUCCUUAAGCAUUGUGUCUGUGCAAAUGCACCAAGAAAUGUUUUCUUAUCUGGUGGGGCGCCAGAUAAUCAAGAACAUCAGCUGAGCAGGUGGCCGUUCAGUGUAGCUCAGGACACAUUAACGUACACACUACUAAAAGAAUGUGGUCUGAUGGAUCUCAAUACACACCAGGGAUGCAUUUGGUGCAUUCACACCUGUACUUAGAGCUUUCUACUUGUUAUCCGAUCACCCAGGCGCAUGUUAAUACCAGGUGUAAACAGGGCCACUGUUAACGAUCAGAGACCGUAUACUACAGCUGAACCAAAGAUGCCCGUGUGUAUGCACUGCUUCAGUUUAUCUAGAUGUUUUUAUCGUUUAGGGUAUACAGCCCACCAUAAAGCCACUAACACUGCUUCUCAGUCAACUGAAGAAUGUGUCUUGACCAAUCGUUGGUUGAUACUAUUGACGGUAUUAUCCUGCUUUUAUCCCACUGCUCUUAUGAAACCUAUUUUUAUAAUACGACAGUCUUUUCAAGCUGUUAGUCUGUAAUGUGCCUUUAUCAGCUAUUGCAAAAUGGUCUGCAGCUCUUUAUUUUUCUAACACAAUAUGUUCACACAUUGCACUGAUUCUCUUUGUAUUUAUACAAUACAGCUGAAUGAACUUGACCCCCCUCCCUAAGAGUUUAAACAUAUAUCCAUCUAAUACUACUCAUGUCACACUCUUUUCUUUUAUAAAUCUACUUAUUACUGAGCUGCCAACAGGACAGAACGUAAACAGCUCGGAUCAAAGUCCUGACCGCAGCAAAUCCGUGCUGUGGUCACUGAUCCUGGGUUAAAGUAUUUUACACAAUUUAGAAAGUAGGUCAAAUGUUCUACUUCACCUAGAUUCACCCAUUUGGAAAUAAACUGUUUGAUUAGACCAGGAAUAUACUGACAAUUAACUGUAAUGUAAUUUUGGUAAUUUUCAUAACAUGAUUAUUUCAUUGGAUUGUAAAGAUUAAAUGUUGUUUGUUAUA